AAGCCACCCAGUGUCCUCUAAGAAGAACCCAUUACUGCAACCCAUUUCUUAUUUAAAAACAAAGAUUUAUAAAUAUAAACAUAGUAAAUAUAAAUAAAUAUAACAAAUAUAAAUAUAUAUAUUAUUAUUGCUGCAGUUACUGUUUUCCUCCUAGAUGAGACAGAUUAGGUCUGAAUUUGCCCCUCCCCCACACCACUCCUCCCCACCUCAGUGUCCUCAGGAAAUCUCAGCUGGCUCUAAAUCCUUAAAACAUUCUGAAGCUCCUCCACUCACUCUUAUCUGGGACAACACAAAGGCCUGUUAUGUAAACUCAUUUUUGCAGAUCACUAGACACACAGGCCUCAGGUCCGGCACAGGGGUCAGCCUUGUGGAACUGUACCCCUCUAUUCACCUCUCUCUCAGGCUCGCUGUCUGCUCUCUGGAGAUGCUGCCAGAUCUCUCCUUCAGAGAGCUGCAGAUUUGGGACACAGCCGGCCAGGAGCGGUUCCGCACCAUCACCCAGAGCUACUACCGCAGUGCCAACGGGGCCAUCCUCGCCUAUGACAUCACCAAGAGGAGCUCCUUCCUGUCAGUGCCUCACUGGAUCGGGGAUGUGAGGAAGUAUGCAGGCUCCAAUAUUGUGCAGCUGCUGAUCGGGAAUAAGUCAGACCUCAGCGAGCUUCGGGAGGUCCCCCACGCUGAGGCACAGAGACUGGCCGAGCAUUAUGACAUUCUGUGUGCCAUUGAGACGUCUGCCAAGGACUCAAGCAAUGUGGAGGAGGCCUUCCUGAGGGUGGCCACGGAACUCAUCAUGCGGCAUGGAGGCCCUCUGUUCAGCGAGAAGAGCCCCGACCACAUCCAGCUGAACAGCAAGGACAUCGGAGAAGGCUGGGGCUGUGGGUGCUGACCGGUGGCUGGGCCGGCAGGCUGGGAGCUCCCCACCUCCUUGCUCUCCCUGGCCUGCCAAGCCCAGCCCUCCAGAGCCAGCCCUCCCAGGCACCGGUGACUAGAGCAGCUGGGUAAAACCCUGGAGCUCUGCAUCCUAUGGUCUGGCUGUGGGAUGGAGGCUCUCCUUGAGGAAGGGGAAGCAGGGUACCCUCGAGGGCCACCCUGCCAUCCAGCAGCUGGCCCUCUGCGAUCUUUACAUUCCAAGCCUGGCCUGAGCCCACCGGUGUGUGCCACAGUAGGAGGGGCCAGUGGUCCUCCCUGUCCCACGCCUGCUGGCUCUGUUUCCUCUCUUGGGUUUGCUUAACCUAUGGCAACAGGUUGUUGUUUUCCAGGGAUGUGGCUGGUGCCCUGGGUUCUUCCAGGCCAUCCUGGGGUUCCACAUGUAGCAGCAGUAUAAGAAUCAUGAGACCCACAGACUUGGUGUCUGAGUGCAGCUCCAGGGAAGCCCUAGCCCCUUCCAGGCAGGGAACCUGCUUCUUGCCUUCACUGCCUGUGCAGCACUCACAGACACCUCCCUGGGGCCUGGCUGGCUGCCUUAUCAGGACCUCUGAGUUUUCUG
This is a messenger RNA of Cebus imitator (Panamanian white-faced capuchin), 1486 nucleotides long. RefSeq names its product RAB43, member RAS oncogene family (gene RAB43). The record is from RefSeq and is a predicted model, not a curated record. Bases 155 to 886 code for a protein of 243 amino acids. Gene Ontology annotation, molecular function: GTPase activity; GTP binding. Lineage: Eukaryota; Metazoa; Chordata; Mammalia; Primates; Cebidae. The transcript has 3 exons. Gene Ontology annotation, biological process: protein secretion; regulation of exocytosis.